Molecule: messenger RNA, 3246 nt
Organism: Cataglyphis hispanica
Lineage: Eukaryota; Metazoa; Arthropoda; Insecta; Hymenoptera; Formicidae
Source: RefSeq, a predicted model, not a curated record
GCGAGAACAGCAUCUAGGUGCCUUUGAUUUAAAAAAAAAAUUAAUCGAUCUUUUUAAUUAAACUAUCAAUCUGACGUGUAAAUUAUUGUUGGUCACGGUUAGUGAGCAAAGUGCCAAGUCACAAGUGCGUUAUUAUUUAACAAGCUAUGACUUAAUUUAACUAUAUUAUAUUGAGAUUAUUAAACACAUUCAGAGAAAUUUGUCGAGGAAAUAAGCGGAAAUAAAAAAAAAAAGUAUAAUGCCAUUUUCUUCUGAAAAUCAUGGUAUUACAAUCGUCUGCUAAAUUAUACCUGAAAUCUGAAAAUACUUGAUAUAAUAUCGUUUGAAGGAGAAAAUCAAUUUUCAAGAUGCUGUUCGUAUUGUCGAGGAUACUAUCCCGUUCAAAUUGCAUUCUAAUUUUGAUAAUGUCUGAUCUCGCGGUUUCGGCGCCAUUCAAGUCUCGAAAGCGUUCGACAAGCGGAAGCGAACAAGGCUUCUCGGCCUCACCGAGGAUUCUGGAGAUCCAGCUGCCACUCAAGAUUGCUUCGAAGCAAGAUUUAGUAGCUUGGUCUAAGUAUGUGAUGGGUCUGGUAGCAUCCAAGGUGAAUUUCACGUCGUCUGGUUUAAAGACACACACCCUGUCAGCUGAGAAACGAGUGUCCCUUGCGGAUAACUCGGUCACCAAAUCAAAGGAGAUGAUAAAGAAGGCGCCUUUCAGUGAGAAACGACAAGGCUUCAAUUAUCCGGCCCGAAGACUCAAGGGACCCCAUAUGCAAAGAGGGGAUGAAAAAGUGAUGGCUUAUCCAUUGCCUUUAGGAGAAACAAAAAUCGCCAAUCCGCAAGAUCCUUUCAGUCUCCCUUCUUCAAAUAUAAAUGGACCGACUAACUUUGCGAAUUCCAAUGUAAACUUUAACGCAAACUUUGAAAAUCCCUUUCAGCAAAGUGAGAUUGAUACCUUCGGCAAUUUCGAUACGUUGGCGCAAUCGCCGUAUUUUCCAAAGGCCUUCGACAAUGAGCUCGGACAGACGCUACCAAUCGCUAUAAACGAUGAAUUGACAAGGAAUCUGUCACGUUUAGGUGAACCUCUUUUGAGCUUCCCAUUUCAAGCGGUGAUAACCAUCAAUAGCCAGCUUCCAGCAGCAACGACGAUCUUGAAUACGCAACCGAAAGAUUAUUUCGCGUUUCGUCCUCUUUCGCAGUUUGAAAGAGAUUUUGAAAAAAAUUACACACUUACAAACGAAUCUGGACAAAUCAAUGUUGUUUUCAAUGACUCGGGUACAAAUACGAACCGAAAGAAAACGAAUGAAUUUGCAAGAAAAGAAGAAAAAGAAGAAGAGGCGGAGGAGCAAGAGGAACAGAAAAAGAAAAGCGAAAAAAAGGCGAAAAGCACGAAGAAGCAGAAGUCGAGAAAGCAACAGUCGUCUGUACUCGGCGAUUUGUUGAGAAUGUUGGGUAUUCUGAGAAAACCAUCGAAAAAUACUACCGAGAUUAAUGUCGCGACACCUGUACUCUCUAUCCUGAAAGGUACAAACCCGCAGAAGAUACAGGUGACCUUCGACGAGGCGCUGCCUAAUCAAGAAAGACGCAAUGAAACGAGUAAUCAAGCGCAGGAGCUGAACGUAUAUAAUCUCGAUUAUUGUUUUAUCAUAAUAUACGCAAUAUACGCUAUUUGUAAUAUUAUUUCGCAGGACGAUGACGACGAGGAAGAAGAAGAAGAAGAAGAGGAAGAGGAGGGUGGAUCUAUACAAGCUCUGAUCGAUUUACUACCGUUAGCUGCGCCGAUUCUCGAAGACCUUAGUGAUCCGAAUUCCGAUACCGACAUAGCGGAAGUGCUUCAAGCCGCGAUUCCUCUUCUCGAGGGGCUCUCUGAUCCGGAAGAGGAUGGAAUUGAUAUUCCUGGAGUUUUGCUUCCACUUUCCCAAAAACUUAGCGAGGGCCCAGAAGGACAAGGUAGCGACUCUGGUGCCAUUUUAGGACCUCUCAUUCAACUGAUAGCACCGCUAAUCGGACCUCUUCUGGGGCCUCUGAUCGGUCCGUUGAGUCGUAGUAGUAGUGGUCCCACUGGUAAACAGGGAUCGGCAUCUAUAAUUUCAGCAGCGGCUGGCCCUUUGAGCCAGCCACAGGGACCGUAUGGACAAUCAGUAUUAUCGAACCUUGUCGCCAGUAUCACCGCUAAAUUGAGUAAAGAACUCGCCGCUUCAGCAGGUGAUUCAGACGUGAAAUCUCUAGUAAGUUCGCUGGUAUCAGGCGUACUUGCUGGUGCUAGCGCUGGUUCUAGCGGUCAUAAAAAUUACCGUCAUAACACUUAUGGUCAAAAAGACACAUAUUACGCACCUACAACCUAUGGCAGUUAUGGUACCUACGACAGUUAUAAACCACAGGAGGCUACAAACGACAUUUCCGCGAUCUUAAAGGAAGUCCUUGGCGCCUUCUUGAAACUGUCAGCCACAUCGUCAACCUCUAGCGCAAAUCUGUCCGGCACAUCGUCAAGUGGCAGCGCUGGUCUGUCCGCCAGUUCAUCGGAAGGUUCAUCUCAGCCACCUAAGACUCCCGCGUAUGGUCCACCGACAAAUCCGCCCUACGAAGCGCCGCCGUCCAUGAGGCCUGCUUACUCUCCACCUGCGAGCUCUCCCUACGAAACAUUCACGCGAAGGCGAGCACAUCAAAUAAAGAAAUUUUAAAUUAUAGUUGCAAUAUAUACUAUUUUAUUGAACGAGAAGAGAUGAUAAAUGAUUUAUCUGUUGUCUAUUUUAACAUAACUUGUAAAAGUGCAUAGAAUUGUUUUUCAGUCUUUCGGUUAUUCAGAUCCCUUUGAAAAGGCUUCGUUCCGCACAGAUGCCACGGAAAGUCGGCGCAUGAUUUCGCCAAUAAAUCCUGGUAAUAUUAUUUUGCAACAAUGAACUCAGUUGAAACUAGAAACACACGGUAUAUGCGAGCUAAUGUACGAUAAUCGCAGGAUAACUGCACAAGGACAGAAAUCACGUCAAACCUUCCCCUUACUUAAACUAUUAUUUCCGGAUAAUUAGCGUAAAAUGUAAUGUAAAUGACCUAAUUGCCAGUCACGUUUCAACACUUGCGUUUUUUUAACACUAAAACGAAUUUUAUUUGAUACAUAAAUAUAUAUCAUGAUUAAUAAUACUAUAAUAUAUGUAAAUGAUAAAUUUCGUUAUAUCUUUUUCUGUCAUAUAAUCAGUAAUCCGAAUUAUUUUCUAUUUAUUAUUAUUAUUUUUAAGAAUUAUUAUCAAAAAAUCUUAAAUGUAAUUUAAU